AUGCCCAAGAUAUGCCAGGUGUGCUCCUCCGAGCCUGCAAAGUACACAUGUCCGGCGUGCAGGGUAAUGAGCUGUUCCCUUGGUUGCGUGCAGUCCCAUAAGAUAUAUUGUACGCCAAAAGAGACCACCGCGCCCGAUCAAGGAGGAUCCCAAGCUUCAGCCGAGUCUGGAAAGGCACAGAGCACAGCGAACGGCCACGUAUCGGAGGAGGCCAGAAGCGGGAAGAAAGAGCCCUUCAGUUUGGAAAGUCUUGGCUCCUCAAAGGAGCUGCAGGAUAUCUUCACCAGGUUCCCCGGACUACGUGGGAAGUUGCGAGAGAUCUACAGAUCCACGUUGGAGGAAGAAUGGGCUAGCGCGCAACAUCCCGAUCUUGGCCGUAGGCAUGACCGCCGAAGAGGACACCAUCGAGGCGGUGGCAACAAAGGGCAGUGGACUGCAGAAAAGGGAUUCAACCGUGGUCUGGGGAAAGUCAGGAAAUGGAGAGAAAGCUGCGAAGAUGGAAAAAGCACGGGACCUGAUGCAGAGGGCUUUAUGCGAUUCAUCGCCCUGGUUAAUGACGAGUAUGAAGGACCUUCUUAA
Molecule: messenger RNA, 579 nt
Organism: Rasamsonia emersonii CBS 393.64
Lineage: Eukaryota; Fungi; Ascomycota; Eurotiomycetes; Eurotiales; Trichocomaceae
Product: HIT finger domain protein
Exons: 2
Coding region: 1-579 (192 amino acids)
Biological process (GO): box C/D snoRNP assembly; maturation of LSU-rRNA from tricistronic rRNA transcript (SSU-rRNA, 5.8S rRNA, LSU-rRNA); snoRNA localization
Cellular component (GO): nucleus; pre-snoRNP complex
Source: RefSeq, a predicted model, not a curated record